AUGCUUCCAGGGCUCGAGAGGAUUGACAAGCACACGGCCCACGUCAACGGCGUCGACAUCGCCUACCGCGUCUCUGAGGGAGGCAAACCACCCCUUCUUCUCCUCCACGGCCACCCUCAGACGCAUGCGAUCUGGCACAAGGUCGUCCCGGCCCUCAGCGAGCACUUCACACUAGUCCUCCCCGACUUGAGGGGCUACGGAGAUAGUUCGAAGCCUCCCGCGACGCCGGACCACUCCAACCACAGCAAGCGCGUCAUGGCUGCGGACAAUGUGCAACUCAUGCUUCAUCUGGGAUUCAACCGCUUCAGUAUCCUCGCUCACGAUCGUGGAGCGCGCGUGGCCCACCGCCUCGCCAUGGACCACCCGUCCGUAUUGGACCGCCUAGUGGUGCUGGACAUUGCCCCCACGCUCGCAAUGUACGAGGGCACUACCGAGUUGUUCGCACGCAAGUACUGGCACUGGUUCUUCCUCAUCCAGCCCAGUCCAAUGCCCGAGACUUUCAUCACCAGUAACCCAGAGACGUUUCUCCGUGCCUGCAUGGUCAAGUUUGCUGGCACCAAUCCAUUCGACGAUGCCGCGUUCGAAGAGUACCUCCGCUGCGCCAAGCUUGAGGGGUGGGCAACUGGUGUGUGCGAGGACUAUCGCGCAGCCGCGUCAAUCGACCUCGACCACGACCGCGUCGAUCGCAACGCGGGCAAAAAAGUCCAGGCACCACUACUUGUUCUCUGGGGAGCCGCUGGAAUCGUUGAGAUGUGCUUCGACCCGCUGGCGGAAUGGCGCCGCGUCGCGGCUGACGUGAGUGGCGGCACCUUGGCGUGUGGACACUACAUCCCCGAAGAGGCGCCGGACGCUCUGAUCAAGAAGGCGCUCCCGUUCCUCCUCGGCACCGAGUAG
This is a messenger RNA of Cutaneotrichosporon cavernicola, 894 nucleotides long. RefSeq lists its product as uncharacterized. The transcript has a single exon. The record is from RefSeq and is a predicted model, not a curated record. NCBI's taxonomy places the organism in Eukaryota, Fungi, Basidiomycota, Tremellomycetes, Trichosporonales, Trichosporonaceae. The coding region runs from base 1 to 894 and encodes 297 amino acids. Gene Ontology annotation, molecular function: hydrolase activity.